GGUGCGGGAGCGGGAGAUGACCGGGAACCGAGUAGGCAAGCUCUGCAUCUGGCUGCUGCUCUUGGUGUCGAGGCUGAAGCCGCUUUUAGGGGAUGUGCAAGAAAUUGAUGAGUCACUGGAGUCAAAGCCAAAUGAACAAAGUGAUCAAAUGAGAGAUCAGCCAACAGGAACCAGAGUCGUUGCUGGGCAGAUCAUGGACACAGAAGAUUUUGAGGAAAGUAAACCCGACAAACAUGAUGCUGCCUCUGAAGAAGAAAGUGUAAACACAGAUAAAGAUGUUCAAAAAGCAAUUGGUGGGACUGCUGAUGGAGAAGCCUGUGUAUUUCCCUUCCUCUUCAUGAGCCAGGAAUAUCUGAGCUGUACCACCGACGGAAGAAAUGAUGACAGACUCUGGUGUGCAACAACAUACAACUAUAAUCAGGACAAGAAAUGGGGAUUUUGUGAAACUGAUGAAGAGGCCAGUCAACGCAAGAUUGCACAGGAAGCAGAGAGAAUUUACCAUAAUGGAAUGAAAAUGAUCAAUACUACAAGUAAAAAGAACCAAAAGAAAGAAGGUUAUAAAAUACUUAUGCAAGCUGCUGAGCUGGGAAAUAUUAAGGCCAUGGAGAAGGUGGGCUAUGCCAUGCUACUGGGUGACUAUAUGAAGUUGGACAUUGGAGCUGCCAAGGGUUUCUUUGAGAAGCUUGCAGAACAGGGUUCACCGAAAGGUCAAACAGCUCUUGGGUUCCUUUAUGCAUCUGGUGUGGGUGUCCAUUCAAGUCAAGCUAAGGCGUUAGUGUUUUACACAUUUGGAGCUCUUGGAGGAAACUUGUUGUCACAUAUGAUUUUGGGCUAUAGAUAUUGGGCUGGCAUUGGAGUCCCUCAGAGCUGUGAAUCCGCUUUAACUCAUUACAAGCUGGUGGCAAAUUAUGUUGCCAGUGAUGUGUCUUUAACUGGUGGUAAUGUUGUUCAGAGAAUUCGUCUUCUUGAUGAAGCUGAGAACUCUGGUGUUAGCAGUGGAAUGCUGGAGGAUGAUUUAAUUCAAUAUUACCAAUUCCUGGCUGAAAAGGGAGAUGUCCAAGCACAGGUUGGACUUGGUCAAUUACAUCUGCAUGGAGGACGAGGUGUAGAACAAAAUUAUCAGAGAGCAUUUGAUUACUUCAAUCAGGCAGCAGCCACUGGAAAUGCUCAUGCAAUGGCUUUUCUAGGAAAAAUGUAUUCAGAGGGUAGUAGUGCUGUACCCCAGAACAAUGACACUGCGUAUCAUUACUUCAAGAAAUCGGCAGACAUGGGUAAUCCAGUUGGGCAGAGUGGCCUGGGAAUGGCUUACUUGUAUGGAAAGGGUGUCCCAGUGAAUCAUGAAUUAGCACUGAAAUACUUUCAGAAAGCUGCUGAGCAGGGUUGGGUGGAUGGACAACUUCAGCUGGGCUCCAUGUAUUACAAUGGUAUAGGUGUGAAGAGAGAUUACAAACAAGCUUUGAAGUACUUUAACCUCGCAUCACAAGCUGGACACAUACUGGCUUUCUAUAACUUGGCUCAGAUGCAUGCAAUAGGCAGUGGUGUGAUUCGAUCUUGUCAUACAGCUGUUGAGCUAUUCAAAAAUGUCUGUGAGCGAGGACGCUGGUCGGAGCGGCUGAUGUCUGCAUAUAGUAGCUAUAAGGAGGGCGACACUGAUUCCGCUUUGGUGCAGUACCUGUUGUUAGCUGAACAAGGCUAUGAGGUGGCCCAGAGCAACGCUGCCUUCAUACUGGAUCAAAAAGAAGCUAACAUUUUUGGUGAAAAUGAGACCUAUCCUCGAGCACUGCUACACUGGAACAGAGCAGCAGCACAAGGUUAUACAGUUGCAAGAAUCAAGCUUGGAGAUUAUCAUUUCUAUGGCUACGGUACAGACAUCGACUACGAAACUGCUGUAAUUCAUUAUAGACUUGCCUCCGAGCAACAACAUAGUGCACAGGCCAUGUUUAACUUGGGCUACAUGCAUGAAAAGGGUUUGGGCAUCAAACAGGAUAUUUAUCUUGCGAAGCGAUUUUAUGAUAUGGCUGCGGAGACCAGUCCUGAUGCUCAAGUACCCGUCUUCCUAGCGCUUUGUAAACUGGGAAUGAUCUACUCGAUGGAUUACCUGAGUGAAACCAAAUUCCGAGAAAUAUGGAUGCAGAUUGACUUGGAUGCACUACUGGGCCCCGAGUGGGAUCUUUACCUCAUGACUAUACUAGCUCUGCUUUUGGGAACUGUGAUUGCAUAUAGACAAAGGCAGCAACAACCUCGCUUGCGGGCACCAGAACCUCAACGUGGGCAACAGUAGCAAGGAUGCAGUCUUGUUCUACCAUACCAUCAACAACAGUGCAAGAAAAAAGUUCAUCUUUAACUUUUAUGAAAUGCACAUUUUCUUAUUAAAAUAGCCUGUUUUGGGGCUUACCAAGUUUUUAGUUGUUUAGGUCAGUGCCUGAAGAAUAGUUUUACAAAUGCCACAAAGCUAGUCCAUCACCUUUGAAACAUUGUUAAUUUAACUUGUAUUAAAUAAAUCUCCCAACUUUGAGUUGAACCCAAAUUGUUUUCCAUGAGGAUAUAGAAAAUCCUGCAAGAAUUGUUCUUAGAAGUGCCAUUACACAAAUAUAUCGUCACCAAAUGAACACGGAUCUUUUCCUGCACUUUAGUCGUUUGAAUUUGCCAACAUUUGCCUCACUGUCAAAGGAUUGCUUUCAACAGCCGGUCUGCUUAAGGAGGUUUACACUUGUCGAAUGGUGACUUUGUUCCACUUCAGACAUCUUGAAAUCAGCUAUAACUAAUGAACAAUUUAUGGAUUAAAUUUACUGCAAACCUGAAAACAAAUUUCAAUUUGGUUAUUAAUGUGUUGCAGAUUUAAUGUUUUCCCCAGUUUUGAGUGAUUGUAUUGUUUUAGUUACCCCAUUGGAAAAGGGGUUCUCCUGGUACUCAUUUUCUCUGGAUUUGACCAUUUUGCAAGGCAGGAUUUAAAAAUACUAAAACUGAACUAUUUCAUAAUAAUGUGAUAAGGAUAUUUUUUGAAAGUGUGCAGAGCUGAACCUGAGAGACUAAUUUGGUUCUUGACAAGACAAAUGUUAAUGGAAAUAAAGUACUCAAUAUUUAAUGAUGGGCAAGUGACAACAUGUUUGAUAUCUUAGAUGUCUUAAUUGAAUGGGGUAAUAAUUGGAGUUUAAUGAUGGAUUUGAAUAACAGCAAAUGUAGAGUGCAGUAUAGAAUUGUGUGUUUACCAUUGGGGAACCACUAGAGUGGGGGAGGGAGGGGAAAGCCUAAUUCUAGGAAGCCCACUUAAACACUGUCUGGUUGAAAAAUCAGUAAAGUGAUCUCUGGAGCAAAUAGCCCAUAAAGAUUGCACUUUGUUUUGGGGCAUAACUGAACGCUCAAAGCAUAUGUAUUCCCUUUAAAAUUGGGAUGGGUAGCUGUUGUAAAUGUAUGAUAUUGUAAAUGCAUUGAGGAUUUGCUGUGUAAAAUUGUUUAAAAAUGUUAAUAAGUUGUACAAACUUUUUAAUAUGCAGUCUAAUUAGUCAUUAAAGUGUAUUUAAGCUUGUUUUAAUAAAAAUAUGUAAGUA
This is a messenger RNA of Hypanus sabinus (Atlantic stingray), 3548 nucleotides long. RefSeq names its product SEL1L adaptor subunit of ERAD E3 ubiquitin ligase (gene sel1l). Bases 17 to 2281 code for a protein of 754 amino acids. Gene Ontology annotation, molecular function: protein binding. The record is from RefSeq and is a predicted model, not a curated record. Gene Ontology annotation, cellular component: endoplasmic reticulum membrane. Gene Ontology annotation, biological process: ERAD pathway. NCBI's taxonomy places the organism in Eukaryota, Metazoa, Chordata, Chondrichthyes, Myliobatiformes, Dasyatidae. The transcript is spliced from 21 exons.